CCGGGGGCCGCAGGAACCCUCUCGCUCGCCUCCCAACCUCGAAAGCUCGGCCAGGGGAACCUCCGCCGGUGGCCGGGUUCCCAGGCCCCGCUAAACAUUUAUCAUUUUGGAGUUUAAAGUAUGUCAUCAUGGCAAAGUUUCGAAGAAGGACUUGCAUCAUUUUGUCACUUUUUAUUCUAUUUAUUUUUUCUGUGAUGAUGGGUUUAAAAAUGUUGAGACCAAAUAAAGGUAUUUUUGGAGCUCCUUUUGGACUUGAUCUUCUUCCAGAAGUUCGUCAACAAAUUCCUCGCUUGGGGAAAAUUUUUGAUUCCGAAUUGAGUGACACAAUCAACAGUGAAACAGAUACCAAGAAUUUAAAAAAUGUUGAAUUUACUGUGAAACCUCCCAAAGCAUCUGAACCUUACCUGGAAGAACUGCCACCUCUGAAUUAUUAUUUACAUGUAUUUUAUUACAGUUGGUAUGGAAAUCCACAAUUUGAUGGUAAAUACAUACAUUGGAACCAUUCAAUGCUGAAGCAUUGGGACCCUAGAAUAGACAAGAAUUAUCCACAAGGGAAACACAAACCUCCUGAUGAUAUUGGCUCCAGCUUUUACCCUGAGUUGGGAACUUACAGCUCUCGGGAUCCUUCUGUCAUCGAAACUCACAUGAAACAAAUAUACUCAGCUUCAAUUGGUGUAUUAGCCCUUUCUUGGUACCCACCUGAUUUACAUGAUGAGAAUGGAGUAUCUACUGAUGACUUGGUACCAACUAUUUUGGAUAAAGCUCAUAAAUACAAUCUAAAGGUCGCUUUUCACAUUGAACCAUAUAGCAAUCGAGAUGUUCAAAACAUGUACCGAAAUGUCAAAUACAUUAUAGACAAAUAUGGAAAUCAUCCGGCCUUUUACAGGUACAAGACUAAGACCGGCAAUUCUCUUCCUAUGUUUUAUGUCUAUGAUUCCUAUAUUACAGAGCCUGAACAAUGGGCCAAUCUGUUAACCACCUCAGGGUCUCAGAGCAUUCGCAACUCUCCUUAUGAUGCAUUGUUUAUUGCACUUCUAGUAGAAGACAAGCAUAAAUAUGAUAUCCUUCAAAGUGGUUUUAAUGGAAUUUACACGUAUUUUGCCACAAAUGGCUUUACUUAUGGCUCAUCAUAUGAGAAUUGGGCUAAAAUAAAAUUAUUUUGUGAUCACUUCCAACUACUAUUUAUCCCAAGUGUGGGCCCAGGAUACAUAGAUACCAGCAUCCGUCCAUGGAACACUCAAAACACUCGGAACCGAAUCAAUGGGAAGUAUUAUGAAACUGCUCUGAAUUUGGCACUCCAAGCUCACCCUAGUGUAAUUUCUAUCACCUCUUUCAAUGAGUGGCAUGAAGGAACUCAGAUUGAAAAAGCUGUGCCCAAACGAACCAGUAAAAGAGUAUACCUGGAUUACCGGCCUCAUAAACCAAGUCUUUAUCUGGAACUAACUCGCAAGUGGUCUGAAAAAUACAGUAAGGAAAGAUCAACUUACGCAUUAGAGCACCAGCUGCCUGUUUCUUAAUGCACUAUUUAACGUUUAAUAAUUAUAGAAAACACCUAAUUUCAGUAAAUGCCUAUUGUUUUGAGUUACGGAAAGAAAACUGUCAAAAUCAAUAUGCAUUGUUACUAUUAUCUUUUAUAAAAGUAAUUUGUACUUUUUUAAAGGUAGUAAUGUUAUCAUCGCCACCGUUCACAAUGCUGUACUGAGAAAAUGCCUGAGAGAAAAUUGUGCAAAAACAUUCCCUGUGCCAUCAUCUGCUAAAUUUCUGACUAAAAUUGAAAUCCUGCUUUUAUAGCAGUUUAAUUUUUAUUUUACAAUAGAUAAAUGCUUAUUACAUAAAAUAAUUAGCACACAGUUCUUUCUAUCCUACUGUAUUCUGGGCCCAAAGAAAUAGGAUUAUGUAUUUGUUAAUGUACUUGUUUCAUCUGUAUGUUUUUUCAAUGAUUCAAUAAAUUUUAUGGUAUUAGUGUUUAGA
Myotis lucifugus (little brown bat) is the source of this 1971-nucleotide messenger RNA. It is a transcript of the gene MANEA, whose product is annotated as mannosidase endo-alpha. The record is from RefSeq and is a predicted model, not a curated record. Gene Ontology annotation, molecular function: alpha-mannosidase activity. Gene Ontology annotation, cellular component: Golgi apparatus. Bases 129 to 1517 code for a protein of 462 amino acids. Lineage: Eukaryota; Metazoa; Chordata; Mammalia; Chiroptera; Vespertilionidae. The transcript has 5 exons.